Messenger RNA from Caenorhabditis angaria, 267 nucleotides. The record is from the annotation of a GenBank genome assembly. Lineage: Eukaryota; Metazoa; Nematoda; Chromadorea; Rhabditida; Rhabditidae.
AUGGAAAAAUUCGGGAUCCCCGAUGAUCUCCUUAAUUUUUUCACCGCCUUUCUUCACAACCGCACCGCACAUGUUAAAGUCAAUAAUUAUAUCUCUCCUAAUUAUUUUAAGGUUUCUUCAGGUGUUCUUCAAGGGACUGUAACUGGUCCCCUUCUAUUUUUGAUCUACAUCAACGAUGUUCUGAAAGAAGUGGAUGAUGAGGUUGAGGCAACCGUUUUCGCGGACGAUGUCAAAAUCUCUAGCAGUAAUCCCGAAAAACUCAAUUAA